GACUUGGCAACACUGGCAGGCGCGCACGGGAUUCGCGGUUUUGCGACGACUCGCGUCACUAAACGCCAGACGGCAGACGGUCAGUAGUUCAGCGUUGACGCUAGUUUACGCUCGAUACUUGGCUGUUUGUGCUUAAUUCAUUAAAUCAAACCUGCACAGAGCGUCUUCGAAAUGCCCAACAUCAUUAACGAGAUCAAACUUGAUUUUAAGGACGUGCUUCUACGCCCGAAACGAUCAACCUUGAAAAGCAGGAACGAUGUGAAUCUGUUUAGAGACAUCACCUUCAGGAAUUCGAAAAGGACGUACAGGGGCAUUCCCGUGAUGGCCUCGAACAUGGACACCGUUGGCACAUUUCAGAUGGCCAAGGCCCUGGCUAAGCAUGGUCUGUUCACCUGUAUCCACAAAUACUACACAGUGGACGAAUGGACGAAAUUUGCGUCCGAAAACCCCGAUUGUCUGCAAUACUUAGCGGCUAGCUCAGGAAGCAGUGAAGGGGACUUCAACCGAUUAUCGGAAAUACUCAAGGCUGCACCGGAAGUGACGUUCAUUUGUCUGGACGUCGCUAAUGGAUACUCGCAGCACUUUGUUGAGUUUGUCAGGAAAGUUAGGGCUGCGUUUCCUACGCACACUAUCAUUGCUGGUAAUGUGGUAACAGGGGAAAUGGUUGAAGAACUUAUCCUUAGUGGCGCUGACAUAAUCAAAGUAGGCAUAGGACCUGGAUCGGUGUGUACCACACGCAUGAAGACUGGAGUGGGAUAUCCUCAACUUUCGGCUGUGAUAGAAUGCGCUGACGCUGCGCACGGUCUACAAGGCCACAUUAUAUCAGAUGGUGGCUGCACGUGUCCAGGUGACGUAGCGAAAGCCUUUGGAGCAGGCGCAGACUUCGUAAUGGCAGGAGGAAUGUUCGCAGGUCAUGACCAGUGUGACGGUGAACUUAUCGAGAGAGACGGGAAAAAGUAUAAGAUGUUUUAUGGGAUGUCUUCAAAAACGGCUAUGGAAAAAUAUGCGGGUGGUGUAGCUGAAUACAGAUCUUCGGAAGGCAAAACGGUGGAGGUACCUUAUAAAGGCGAUGUAGAAGUGACAGUGUUGGACAUCCUAGGGGGCCUACGUAGUGCAUGCACCUAUACAGGGGCUUUCAAGUUGAAGGAGCUACCCAGGAGAGCCACUUUCGUUAGAUGCACUCAACAACUAAAUACUAUCUACAGCUAGGUUUUGCCAAAUGUUUUAGCACAAUUCAAAGUUGCCUUUUCAAGGGGAACUAUAUAUUUUGUGGGUGUAUACGAUUUUGUUACAAUGACAAGCCUAUAAAAAUGUAGUCGGUUGCAGUGGAACUAAUUGUUCAGUCCAUUCUUUAGAAGCCAUAUUUCUCGCAUAAAUUGAGAACGUUGCCAAUUAUCCCUAAAUGUUAUGCUGUAUACAUGUUUAAGCACUGUCUUCCAAAGUUUGAUUUCAACCAGUCUUAGAUUACGAAUAACCUUAUUUUUCUGAUCAUUAUUCGGAAUUUUUGAAAUGCUGACUAAUCUUUGCUGAACGUUUCAUAGAUUUGUUCUUGUAUACAUAGCGUAUCUCACCGUACAUUUUUCCUAUAACGAAAAAAAAAAAAUGGUAGAAAUUGCUCGUAUACCUCACACAAAACAGCUUUUAGAGCCUUUUCCUAGACCAAUUAUUACAUCGAAUGACUUUUUGAAGCUAAAUACUUGGCCUCUAAUUCGCGCAAAUUGUUAUUCUUUCAUUGAAAGAAAUUAUGAUUCAAUAUCAGAGGUUUAGAGUGAAUUAGAAUUCAGUCAAUUUGGAUACACUUUUUUUUCAUUUUGACGAGUUUUAUUUCAUAUUUCUUGCUCAAUCGCACAAUGAAGAUUUAGCAAUUGUAUGCACAGAUAUUUUGUCAAAAACAUUAUAUUUUUCUAAGUUCAUUUUACUCAGGGCUUUAGAUGUCCCUCUUUGUAGGUUUCAGUUUUGUUAUUUGCUAUAAAGUGAUUAGCAAAUCUGUCUCUGAGUAUUCAGUUUGUUUUGAGACUGAAGAUUACUGUUUAGCUUGAACGUGUUAAUGACAUUUUACUAGUUUAUUUUAUCAAUAGCAUUGGUUGAUGGCCAUUGUCUUUAGUUAUCAUCAUUACUGCUGAGAUGCUACAAUAUUGGUCCAAAAAUCGAAUGAACGCUUUUUUGCCUAUAUAUUUUGCUAUAAAAUUUAAUUUUUCUGAAAAUAUAUGUUGUGGCCUUAAUGUGAAAUUUAAUGUUGUGACGUAAAAUGCCAUAGUUCAAGCUGAAGUAUUAUGAGAAAUAAGUAUUUUUGUUUGUUUGUAAGAAAUGUUCAUUUUUAAUUUCUAUAUGUGAUACGUGUGGUCGGCUAAAUUGUUCCUCAUGUGUAUAUUUUUUGUUUCAAUAUGUUUCGAAAAUUGUUUUAUUUAUAUAUAUAUAUAUUCUAUCAGAAACAGAGUUUCUCUAGACAACUGUUAUUGUUGUAGUAUAUUAUCAAAUAAAAAAGUGAUUUUUUAACAUA
Molecule: messenger RNA, 2500 nt
Organism: Acanthoscelides obtectus
Lineage: Eukaryota; Metazoa; Arthropoda; Insecta; Coleoptera; Chrysomelidae
Source: the annotation of a GenBank genome assembly